AUGGCUCCACCGGUUUUACGUCCUGAGAACGCUAUUAAGAGAGCAGAUGACUUGGUCUCUGUUGGUGAAAGCCAAGCUGCUUUACAAUCUUUAUUCGAUUUCAUCACAGCUAGAAGAAUUAGAUUUGCUGAUCCGGCUGCAAUUGAACCAAUUGUUGUCAAGUUCCUAGAACUUGGUAUCGAAUUGAAAAAAGGUAAAAAUAGAUCAAAGAAUGCUUUACAUCAAUUCAAAAAGUUAAUCCAAGGUAAUAAUGAUGGUUUACUUAUCAUUGGUUCUAUCUCAAGAAAGUUUAUUACUAUGAUUGAAGCUAAAAUUGUCACUGAACAUGAGAAAUUAGCUUCUGCAACUGAAAAUGUCGACGAAAAUGUGGAUUUGGAUGUUGCUGUGACUCCAGAAAAUUUACUAAACAGUGUCUACUUGAAAGACUCUAACACUGUUUCUGGUUUCAAUGAUGAGGAAAUAGCCACGUGGUUGAGAUUCACUUGGGAAUCCUACAGAACUGUCUUAGAUUUAGUUAGAAAUAAUUCUCAACUAGAAAUUACUUAUUCCGGUGUCGUCAACAGAACAAUGCAAUUCUGUUUGAAAUAUAACAGAAAGAAUGAGUUCAAGAGAUUAGCUGAAAUGUUACGUCAACAUUUAGACGCUGCCAACUACCAACAAAAUAAGAACGGUACUAACAUUGUCGAUUUAAGUGAUAACGAAACUUUACAACGUUAUUUAGAACAACGUUUUCAACAAGUUAAUGUUUCCGUUAAAUUGGAAUUAUGGCACGAAGCUUACAGAUCCAUUGAAGAUGUUUUCCAUUUAAUGAAAAUUUCAAAACAAACUCCAAAGGCUCCUACUUUAGCUAACUAUUACCAAAACAUGGCUCGUGUUUUCUUGAUGUCAGGUGUUCAUAAUUUACACACUGUUGCUUGGGGUAAAUUCUAUUCUUUAUAUUCCAAGAAUCCAAAUGCCACAGAAUCUGACUUCAAGCAAUACUCUUCUAUCAUCUUAUUGUCUGCUGUCUCUAAUGCUUUAGAUACUUUACCUGUUAUUGGUUAUGAUCCACAAUUACGUUUAUAUCGCUUAGUUGGUUUGGAAUCGAAGCCAACUAGAAAGGAUAUCAUGGAUAUUGCCACUGAAGAAGAUAUAUUCAUUCAUGCUGAUGAAGAUGUUAAGAAAUUAUACAAUAUUUUAGAAGAAAACUUUGACAACGAAACUGUUAAGAAAGAGUUGGCUGAAUUAUUACCAAAGUUAGAAACUAAACCAUACUUUAAACAAUAUAUCAAACCAUUGAAGAAUGUCAUUACCAGAAAGAUUAUCGUUAGUGUAUCAGAAAGAGAAGCUUCCAUUAAUAUCGAUAAAUUAUAUGAAGAAAUUACUCUACCAGCUCCAUUGAACGAUGAUUACUGGGGUCUUGAAAAAUCUUUAUUACAAGCUGCUGUUGAAGAUUAUGUUUGCAUUAAAAUUGACCAUAAGAGCAACACCGUGACUUUUGCUAGUGACCCAUUCGAAAUUAUUUCAAAAUCUGAACCAGUUGUCGAAGAAGAAGAGGCUGAAGAAGAAGAAGCUGAAGAAGAAGUUGAUGAAUCUGAAAUCCCAGAAGGUGAAGAAGAGGAAAUGGAAGAAGCUCAAGAGGCUGAAGGCGCCAAAGAAGCUGAAGCCGAACCAGAACCAGUCUUAACACGUACACAUUACAUUCGUAGAAAAUUGAAUGAAUUAUCUGUUGUUUUAGAAGGUUUAGAUGAUUUCAAAGAAGCUUCUUAUAUUCAAAAAGUUAAGACUGCUCGUGAAAACUUGAUCGCUGAAACUAAGAAUGCUAUCGAAAACAUCAAAAAGGCCAAUGAAGAACGUAUUAAGAGAGCUCAAGAGCAAAAACAAAAAUACUUAGCUUCUGCUGCCGAAAGAGCUGAAGAAGACGCCGAGAUGAGACAAAAACGUAUGUUAGAAGAAAGGACCGCUUUGGAAGCUAAAUUAGCCGAAGAAAAUCAACGUCGUGCUAUUGAAAAGAAAAAGCGUGAAUUCUUAGAAUUACAAAAGAUUCAAGUCAAGCAUUUCAUCGACACAGUUAAUGAAAAAGGUGAAGUUGAACUUACUCCAGAAGAGACAGAAGGUUUGGAUAUAGUUGCAAUUAAGAAAUUGGUUUUCAAAAAGAUUGCCAAAAACAAAACAGAGUUAGAACAGCGUAUUGAUAUUGCUUUACAAAAAUUAGAUCACACUGAAAGAGCUUAUAGAGAAUCCGAACUACCAUUAUUAGCAAAGGAAUCUGAGGCUCUAAAGAAUGAAGAUUCGAUCAAAUUCGAAGAAAUUAAGUCUAAGAUUCUUGAGGGUGCUAAAGCAGAUCACGCUGCUAAGAUGGAAGAUUAUGAUCGUUUAGUUGUUGUUGGUGAUGACUUCAGAGCUUUAAGGGACCGUUUAUAUGCUUCAUAUCAAGCUAAGCAUGGUAAAGCUCAAGCAGAGAAGUUAGCUAAACUAGAAGCUGCUAAGAAGGCUAGAGUUGAUGAAAUUCGUAAGCAACGUUAUGAUGAAUUAGUUGCUAAACGCCAAGCUGAAAUUGAUUCAGUUAAAAGACAAGAGCAAGCAGCCAAGCAAGAUCAAAUUGCCAGUAAACAAAGAGAACUUGGAGAAGCCGCUGAACAAAAGUCUAGAGCUGCCGCUUCUCAAGCUGCUAAAAGUCUAUUUGGUAGAGGUGCUAAUGAUGAACGUCAAGCUAAAUUAGAUGCCAUUGCUCAAAGACAAAGGGAAAUAGAAGAAGCUGCUGAAAGAAAGGCUAAGGGUAGUCCAGCCGCUUCUAUUCCAGCUACCGGUCCAGCUGAUACUGAGAAACCAUUAACUUUCAAAGAAAAGAUGAGAUUAAAGAGAGAAGCUGCUGGAAAAUAA
This is a messenger RNA of Tetrapisispora phaffii CBS 4417, 2862 nucleotides long. RefSeq names its product translation initiation factor eIF3 core subunit a (gene RPG1). Lineage: Eukaryota; Fungi; Ascomycota; Saccharomycetes; Saccharomycetales; Saccharomycetaceae. Bases 1 to 2862 code for a protein of 953 amino acids. The record is from RefSeq and is a predicted model, not a curated record. Gene Ontology annotation, molecular function: mRNA binding; translation initiation factor activity. Gene Ontology annotation, cellular component: multi-eIF complex; eukaryotic translation initiation factor 3 complex, eIF3e; eukaryotic translation initiation factor 3 complex, eIF3m. The transcript has a single exon. Gene Ontology annotation, biological process: formation of cytoplasmic translation initiation complex; translation reinitiation.